AUGAUCAGCCCAGACCCCAGGCCCUCCCCUGGCUUGGCCCGGUGGGCAGAGAGCUACGAGGCCAAGUGUGAGCGCAGGCAGGAGACCCGUGAGAGCCGCCGCUGCCGCCGUAACGUGACCACUUGCCGCCAGGUGGGGAAAGUGCUGAGGACCCAGCAAAGAGAGCAGCUCAGGAGAGCUCGACAACAGCAGUUCUUCAGGAGAAGGAACCUGGAAGUGGAGGAGAAAAGCAAGGCACAGAGUUUCCAGGCUAGGGAGCAAGGUCCCUCUAGGAGGACAGUCCAGGCAAGUGACCACAAUGCACUCUCAUCUUGGACCAACAGGAGCUCUUCCUCUGGACAGCAGGUGGCAGAGACUACCUCUGAGAUGGUUCCAAUCCAGCAUCAUCCUCCCCCAGGUGUCUGGAGGGAUCUGGCUGGCCACCUGUCCUCACAGGCUGAGCACCUUCCAUCACACAACUCUCCCAUUAAGAAGCCACCCAAACACCACCGUGGCACUCAGACAAAGGAAGAAGAAGCACAGCCAACAAUCAAAAAUGAUGCCAGUCAACAAACCAACUAUGGAGUUGCAGUUCUGGAUAAGGAAAUCAUGCAGCUUUCUGAGUACCUCAAAGAGGCCCUACAACGGGAACUGAUCCUAAAACAGAAAAUGGUGAUUCUUCAAGACUUACUGUCCCACCUAAUUCGGGCCUCUGACAGCUCCUGGAAGGGGCAGCUCAAUGAAGACAAGUUGAAGGGCAAACUGAGAUCCUUAGAAAACCAGCUGUACACCUGUAUGCAGAAAUACUCCCCUUGGGGGAUGAAAAAGGUGCUACUGGAGAUGGAAGACCAGAAAAACAGCUAUGAACAGAAGGCCAAGGAGUCAUUGCAGAAAGUGCUGGAGGAGAAAAUGAGUGCAGAGCAGCAACUGCAGAGCACGCAGCGGUCCCUGGCCCUGGCAGAGCAGAAAUGUGAAGAGUGGAGGACCCAAUACAAUACUCUGAAGGAAGACUGGAGAACCCUGGAGACCCAGCAUAGGGAGCUGGAAAGUCAGCUCCAUGUGCUUCAGUCCAAACUGCAGGGAGCAGACAGCAGAGAUAUACAGAUGAAACAGGCCCUGCUACUUUUGGAGAAUGAGCACCAAGAGUUGCAGGCCAAGAUUGAAUGUCUGCAGGGGGACAGAGACUUGUGCAAUUCGGAUACCCAGAACCUACAAGAUCAACUGAAAAGGUCAGAGGAGGAGAAACUCAUCCUGGUGGCCAGAGUACAGGAGAUGCAAAGUCUGCUUCAGAAUCAGUCUUUACAGCUUCAAGAACAGGAGAAAUGCUUAACAAAGAAAGAUCAGGCUUUUCCUGUGUGGAGUUCAAAGCCCUCCCUUAACGAAGUGGAGCCUGAGGGUACAGGGGAGGAGAAAGACUGGGAUCUCAGCGACCAGCUGCAAAAGAAGACUUUGCAGCUCCAGGCCAAGGAAAAGGAGUGCAGAGAACUGCAUUCAGAGUUGGACAACCUCAGUGAUGAGUACCUCUCCUGCCUGCGGAAGCUGCAGCACUGUCGAGAAGAGCUGAACCGAAGCCAGCAGCCGCCUCCCAGAAGGCAAUGUGGCCGAUGCCUCCCGAUGCUGAUGGUGGUGCUUGCUGCAGCGCUGGCAGUGUUCUUGGCCAACAUGGACAGCCUGAUGAUCUAA
This is a messenger RNA of Orycteropus afer afer, 1662 nucleotides long. RefSeq names its product TRAF3 interacting protein 3 (gene TRAF3IP3). The coding region runs from base 1 to 1662 and encodes 553 amino acids. The record is from RefSeq and is a predicted model, not a curated record. NCBI's taxonomy places the organism in Eukaryota, Metazoa, Chordata, Mammalia, Tubulidentata, Orycteropodidae. The transcript is spliced from 15 exons.